Messenger RNA from Didymodactylos carnosus, 1197 nucleotides. The record is from the annotation of a GenBank genome assembly. NCBI's taxonomy places the organism in Eukaryota, Metazoa, Rotifera, Eurotatoria, Philodinida, Philodinidae.
AACGGAAAAUUUCAGUUUGCAGCAUUUAUUCAUGAAUCCAACGAGUCCUCCUACACGCCUUUGCUCAUCUUCAUUAAUAAACGUAGUGGAGGGCAAACUGGCGCAAACAUUUAUGAAAAGCUAUUAAACCUCUUAAAUCCCAGACAAAUAUUUCUGUUAGAUAAUAGUCAAACAAUAUUGCAAGCUUUGGAAAUCUAUCGUGGCGUAGCAAAUCUCCAUAUUUGUGUAUGCGGUGGGGAUGGUAGCGUGGGAUGGGUCUUAGCCAAAUUAGCUGAAGUCUAUGAUGGUCCAACAAAUCCGCCUGUUGCCAUUUGUCCACUUGGAACUGGGAAUGAUUUAUCACGAGUUUUAAACUGGGGUCGUGAAUACGAGAGUAAACGUUUACUCACAACACUGCUACAAAUUCCAGCAGCUGAAAAAGCACCGCUCGAUCGAUGGCACGUAGAAUUAGAAUCAAUUGCAGAACGACAAACUCCAGAUGUAUUGAAUGGUCCAUCAUUUUUGCGUGAAACAAACCGACUCCUGUAUGAAAAUUUUCAGAUGUUGCCAAAUUCCUAUUUUAUUAAUUAUAUGUCGUUCGGGUUAGAUGCAGCGAUUGCACUAGACUUUCAUGAUCAUCGAGCACGUAAACCAUCGAAAUUUUCUAGUCCGUGGAAAAAUAAAGUGAUGUAUAUCAAUGAAAGUCUUAAAUAUGUUGGUGAUUUUGCAAAGGCUAGCCGAUGGGAUCUUAGAGGUUAUAUGAAAGUAAUCUGUGAUGGUGUGAAUCUAACCUAUUCUCUGCGUAAUUGUCACACUCUUGUUAUACUCAACAUUCCUGGCUAUGCAUCGGGAACAAAUCCAUGGGGGAAAUCGUCCACGACUUUUCCAAAUAAAGAGUUUUCGGAAAAUGAAGAUGCGUUUGAGUUAGAAACUUUACAUGACGGGAAGAGGGAUGAAUCAUCGACGCCGACUACCAUGGAUCGACAAGAUUUUGGUGAUAAAAAACUUGAAAUUGUCGGCCUAUCAGCAACACAUAUGGGCCUUAUACACGUUGGAUUUCAUGGUCAACGCAUUGCUCAAUGUAGUCAUUUAACAAUUGAACUACAAACACCGAUGUUAGCUCAACUGGAUGGUGAACCAUUUUACAUACCGGCUUCCGUUGUUGUAAAAGUGACACAUUCGGGUCAAGUUAUGGUGCUUCGAUAUAAUUCAGUUUAA